UUAGCCCAUUAGGCCAACAACUCUCUUCCUUUAAAUCAUUCAUCACAAUUAUCAGAGGAAAAGCUCAGGAGCAACAGCAUGGAUCAAAGUCAAAAGCAGACUCUGUUAAAGGUCGCUAAGCUUAAGCUUCCUUCGUUUCAGGUGGUGGUGGUGAAUGCAAAUUUGGGAUGCACACAUUGCAGACACAGAAUAUCUCAAGUCAUCUCAAAGAUAACAGGGUUGAGGGAGUAUACAAUAGAUGUUGGGAGAAAGCAAGUGAUUGUUAGAGGAGAUGUUAGAAAUCAUCACCAGGAAAAACAUGGUGGAGUAAAGAGCCAUAUGAUCAACGAGAACCAUAGCAGGAUUUUCGCGUUCUUUUUUAGUUUACUGAGCUUCCGUUGGAUCACUACAAAAAAGAUAGUUGAUUAAUCGAAUACAUAUUCUUUUAAGUGUUUAUUUGUUGGGAAUCUUGUGUUUCCAUUUGUAUACUAUGAUUUUCUCCUUUUGUUUUCAUGUAUAAAAAACCAGUUUCUUUA
This is a messenger RNA of Nicotiana tabacum (common tobacco), 515 nucleotides long. RefSeq lists its product as uncharacterized. The record is from RefSeq and is a predicted model, not a curated record. Lineage: Eukaryota; Viridiplantae; Streptophyta; Magnoliopsida; Solanales; Solanaceae. Gene Ontology annotation, molecular function: metal ion binding.